UGUGUGUCUCAAAGCGAGGCUGUGUGUUGAUACCACAGUGUGGCCGCGAAGUCGAAACGUGAACUCUUAUAACUGGCCACAAAGUGGACAUAAAACACAUGGAGUACAAAAAAGUUGGAUAUAUAUCGAAAAAGUCGUGGCUAUCGAGCGAGCCUUGAUCACGACUUUGUGUGUAGCAACUUAGUGGACUUAUUCAGCGGCGUGGAAACGGGACAAGCUUCGCUCGCUUUUACAGGUGAGAGAGGUAGGUCCCCCGAAACAACACUGUGUGUAUAUUCGGCCUCUACGGUGGGUCGCGGACCUCAAAUGUGAAUCUCAGCCUGUGCGAGGCGUGAAAACGACCAAUGCCAGUAAAGUCAGAUACUAUGCUUAUCACUGUGUUAUUUCGGAAGUGUACCAUGUGCUAAUUGCAGUGCGGAGACUAUAUUCACCUGUCGUGUCAAAUGCAAUUUGGACGUGCGUUAUUGUGUACUCGACUAUAAACAGAUCCAGGCCUCAAACAACAACGAACCUGGAAGCUUGGAAUACGAAAAGGAUAUACGUUAUUGUGAUACCUCGGAGUGAUUAUUUGACGGUUUGUGUAUGCUGUCAUGACGUAUUCCGUUAUAGAUUAAUGUCAACUAUAGCGACAAAGCCAUUUCGCCGUUACCAUGUGUAAAUGAACUGAAUGCGCGAUCUUCAGAUUACAGGUGUAAAUGUAUAGUGCUUGUAGGCAACUGGAUGAAUGACCAAUUUUAAGAAAUAUGGUGAAGAUUUGAUAGAAAAUAAUAUUUGCUGGCCGCGCAAUGAGUGCCUAUACGCCAGCAAUGAGGGUCGGGAAAGGAGAGAGAAAAUGGGGGACUCGAUUGCUUGUGUUGUUUCUGCUUGCGCUCUCACCCUCCAAGUCAAAACAACAACAAAUAAAAGAGACAUUUGAAGUGAUGGAGGAAGAACCUCCGGGUACUAGAAUUGGUAGAAUUGGUGCUUCCAAUAGCAACAUAGUACCCCCUAUAGAGUUUGUAAUUCCUGAAAAUAAUUUCAGAUUAGAUCAGCAAACAGGAACCCUUUUUACCAAAUUACGACUUGACAGAGAAAGUAAAGACCUCUACUCAUUUUAUGUUCAGGAUAGUAAUAGUGAAUUCAUUGAUGUCCAAGUGCGGUUAGUGGAUAUAAAUGAUAACAGUCCUAGUUUCCCAAAUAAGACUCAGACACUGAGAAUAUCGGAAGGAGCUCCUAAAGAAGCCAAGUACCCCCUAGGCACUGCCACAGAUAGAGAUUCAUUAUUUGGAAUCCAGGAUUGUAGAAUAGUUUCUGGAAACGAUGAGCAACAUUUUCGAUUAGAAACACGAACAUCUGGGAGUUUUGAUUGGCUUUUAGACUUACUUAUAAACAAAGAACUUGAUUACGAAACUCAAUCAAGAUAUGACCUGGUGAUACGAGCCUCAGAUGGAGGGAAUCCACCCAAAACUGCAGAACUUAAUCUAGAAAUUUUGCUCAUUGAUCAAAAUGACAAUCAGCCCCGCUUUACUCUCAGUCGAUAUCAUGCUUUGAUACCAGAGAACACAACCAUCGGAACAAGUGUUUUGCAAGUUUCAGCAACAGAUGAUGAUGCUGGAGAGAACGGAAUUGUCACCUACCAAUUGGAUCCUCAAUCGGAAAGAGCAAAGUAUUUCCGUGUGGAUCCGGUGACAGGUGUGGUCAGGGUUAACAAACCCCUUGAUUAUGAAACAAUUCCAAAUUUUCGGGUAGCCAUUUUUGCCAAAGAUAAUGGCUCCAGCCCACAAAGAGCCAGCGCUGCUUUGGAAAUAGAUUUGAAAAACAUCAACGAAUUGCCUGCAAAUAUCAGCCUUACUUUUCUACAAUCAGAUGGAAACAAAACGGGUAAAAUAUCUGAAAAUGUUCGUGAAGGUACACUUGUUGCAAGAAUUUCAAUCACUGAUCCCGACAGUCCAAAGGAAUAUUUUGAUGCAAAUAUUACCCUUCUUGGGGGUGAUGGUGUCUUUGACCUCCAUGAAUCAAGCGGAGUAGUGUACCUCAUCGUUGUUUCCAAACCACCAGACCGUGAAGUAAAACCGUUUUAUAAUCUGACAGUUAUUGCAACAGAUGCUGGUGAACCUCCUCUUCAUGCUUCUUACUCGUUUACGAUUUGGAUAGAGGACAUUAACGACAACGAUCCAGUCUUCACACAACAGAUCUACACAGCCGAAAUUCAUGAAGUUGCUGAACCUGGUACCUACGUUGUGAAAGUUUCAGCAACAGAUCCUGACGAUGGAAACAACGCUCGGAUACUUUACAGCAUUUCGGACAGAACCCCAACGUCCUGGUUUCAAAUUGACAGUAACACUGGUCUUAUUACGACAAAGUCAGCGAUAGAUUGUGAAAUUGAAGCACAACCCAGACUUACAGUGAUUGCAUCGGAUGGUGGCGAGACCCCACGGAUAUCGUCAGCUACGGUGAUAAUUACUGUCAGGGAUGUCAAUGAUAAACAGCCAGAGUUUGAUCAGAGUUUCUACUCGGCCUCUGUUCCUGAGGACAAGGCGGUUGGCCAAUGCAUCUUACAGGUCUCAGCUAUUGACCCAGAGUGUGGACAAAAUUCACCAGUCACCUAUGACAUGGAGGGAGUUGGUCGUCCCCAGGAGUUCUCGAUCAACUCAGAUUCUGGAAAGUUGUGUAUUGCAAGCCCCUUGGAUUAUGAGCAGAACCCGACAUAUAAUUUCAUGGUCAAAGCUAGUGAUAGAGAGGGUUUGAGCACAAACACUUUGGUGAGAAUCACGGUGGAAGAUGUCAAUGACAACCGCCCUGUCUUUGACCCUGCGACCUACAAUACCAAUAUCAAAGAAGGACUGUCACUGCAGCCAUUGCUGACCGUCCAUGCACAAGACAGUGACGAUGGCGUGUUCGGGACAGUGAGAUACUCUAUCCAGAAGGGAAAUAAUCAGGGGCUCUUUGCCAUCAACCCGAGCAAUGGAGUUAUAUCCCUUGCCAAAAUGCUGCCCAAUGGAGAGAGGAUCUAUGAUCUGGAGGUUCAGGCGACUGACGGAGGUGGCCUACAGGCCAGCCAGCCAGCCAGGGUCAAGGUCAGCAUCACUGGAGCCAGUGCCUUUCCACCGACUUUCAACCAUCUCUUGUACAACUUCAGCAUCAGCGAGGGUGCAGGCGCUAACCGUGUCAUUGGGAGCAUCUCUGCAACAUCAGAAGAUCCACACUCACCGAGAGUGAAAUACAGGAUCCUGUCUGGUGGCAAUAAUUGGUUUGCCAUUAGUGCGUCCACCGGCUCCAUCACAGCGGUAGGUGACCUGGACCGAGAGACCAGAACCUCUGUGCUCCUCAGUGUGGAGGCGGAGGCAGGAAACCCACCCAACUUCUCCACAGCUCAGGUGAAUAUUACCAUCCUAGACAUCAACGACAAUUCUCCAGGUUUUGCAGUUAGCAACAACUACUUGGAAAUCAACGAGAGAGAGGACCGUGACAUGACUUCCAACAUCUAUGUUGUCCAGGCAACCGAUGGAGACAAUGAGAGGAAUGGAACAAUUCAGUACAGCCUACUGAACAAUCCAGGAAACUUGUUCCGCAUCGAUCCUAUGAGCGGAGAAAUCCGACUCCAGGGAAAGUUGGACUACGAGCAUCAGCAGAGAUACGAAAUGCAGAUUGUUGCUGCAGAUCAGGGAGUCCCAACACCUCGCAGUUCAACCAUGACCUUGGUGAUAAAUGUCAAGGACGUUAAUGACAACCCACCAACCUUCGCUAGAUCGGUUUAUAAUUUCAGCGUUCGGGAAAAUAUACAACUGACAGCUUCAUUUGCACAGAUAAAUGCAACUGAUCGAGAUUCAAAUGAAAAUGGGAGGGUGUUUUACAUUUUUGAAGACAGCAUGUAUUCAUCUGUGUUUGGUAUCAAUCCUCCAAACGGCAAUUUAUAUGUGAAAGAGCCAUUGGAUCGUGAAGAAAUUGAUUUGUAUGUUUUGACAGUGAUUGCAAGUGAUCACGGGAAGCCUUCGAGGCUAACAUCCACAGCACAGGUGAGAAUUCAUGUCACAGACGAAAAUGACAACAAUCCAGUCUUCUCAAGUGGAUUUUACCACUUCACAAUUCAGGAAAACCUUCCGAUCGCUAGCACCGUCGGACGAGUCAUGGCACUUGAUUCUGAUAUUAACCAAAAUGCAGAACUUCAAUUUCGGUUCCUCAAUACCCCACCCAAAUUUGUGAUUAACCCCCACAAUGGGGAAAUCACCACGAUGGAGAGGCUGGACCGAGAGCUGGAGAGUGAUGAGGUGCUCACAGUGAUUGUGUCUGACAUGGGGACCCCACCUAGAUCCGCCUCAGCAACGGUAAAGAUAGACGUCUUGGACAUCAAUGACAAUCCCCCAGAAUUUGACAGAAGAGAGCCCAAGGAAGCCACAGUGGAUGAGAACCGUCCGAAAGGGACCAAAGUGAUGCAAGUGAUUGCUACUGAUCAAGAUGCUGGCGAGAAUGGCACAGUAGCGUAUUCUCUAGCAAAUGCGCCUGGAGAGAAUGCCGGAACAAACAACUUUGCCAUCCAUGCCUCGUCAGGUUGGAUUACCACGAAGGAAGUUCUGGACUUUGAAACCAGACAGCAGUACAAGCUGGAGGUCAUCGCCCGGGACAACGGGGUCAGGUCGCAGCAGAGUAGGCAGACCAUCGUCGUUUCGGUUGGCGAUGUCAAUGACCAGGCACCUUUGUUUCAUGCAAAGAACGUCACAUUUGAUGUCGUUGAGAACACUGAUAUUGGGACCGUUGUAGGCGUCGUCACUGCCCACGAUAGGGAUUCGGGUGAAAAUGGCCGUGUAUCGUACUACAUCAUAUCAGGAAAUGUGUUUAGCCUUUUCACAGUGGACCGCAUUACAGGGGAGAUAACUAGUAUUAGGGAAAUCGAUUACGAGGAAUCGUCAUCUCACAUACUGGGAAUUCGAGCCAUCGACAACAACGCACUAUACCCCAAGAGCAGCAACAUAAGCGUGACAAUUCGGGUUGUGGAUAUCAAUGAUAAUGCUCCAGUCUUUGAACAAGAUCCUGUUCUGCUGAGAACUGUCAAGGAAAACACUCCCACGGGUCAUGCAGUGUACACAUUCACAGCAACUGAUAAAGACUCUGGACAGAAUGGAACUGUUCAGUACAGAAUCACCAGUGAAUCCUACUCCGGGCCAAAUCCAGAUGCUGGUAGCUAUUUCAUGAUCGAUGCCAGUUCAGGGCAGUUGAAGAUCAAGAAAAAUAUUGAUUACGAGAAGGUUCAUCAAAUUUCCCUGAUAGUAGAAGCUCUAGACAAAUGUCCCACUCAGGACUGCAUGCUGAACGCGUCUGUAACGACAAUUGUGUAUGUGAUAGACGUCAAUGACAACAACCCCAUUUUCGAGUCACCAGCCCAGGUGGAGAUCUUUGAGGACGAAAAUGUCGACUAUCCUGUGCUGUAUCUGCUGGCUACUGACAAGGACGCUAAUGAGAACAAUAGCGGGAAUAACCUGGUCACCUACAAGAUCCUCUCCGGCAACAACGCGGACAAGUUUGACCUGGAAAGCACCACAGGCCUGCUGACUAUAGCAAACUCUCUGAACCGGGAAGAAAAGAGCUCCUAUGCUCUCAACAUCAGUGCUGAGGAUCAUGGUUCACCAAAGCGGAUUUCACACAAAGUGCUCAACAUCAUCAUCAAAGAUGUCAACGACAACGCCCCUCACUUCACCAACUCCACCUACCACGCCAGCAUCCCAGAACACGCCAGCUCCGACAGCGUUGUUGUCACCGUCCAUGCUACGGACGCCGACGUUGGCUCUAAUGCCAGACUGACCUACAUGAUUCCAAGUGGUAUUGCUGACAACAAAUUCACUAUCGACAGCACCACUGGAGUGGUCAAGGCAACCAUGUCACUGGACAGAGAAGAGAAGGAUACGUACAUUGUGUCAGUGUAUGUUCGUGACGGCGGCUACCCCACCAACUACGACCAGGCAACCAUCAUCAUCAGUAUCCUGGACAUCAACGACAAUACUCCAGUUUUUAAAAGUAAAACCUACAAACUUAACAUCCCUGAAAACAGUGAGCAAACAUCCAUCUUCGCUUUUACCGCCUACGAUGCCGACUCUGGGCAAAACGCUGACAUACUCUACAGCAUCACUGAUGGAAAUGAAGAAGGGAAGUUUUCUGUGGAUCCAAUCACUGGAGACCUGUCCUGUAAAACUUUGGACCGAGAGUCCACAGAGGAAUACAACCUGACCAUCGCAGCUACUGACCGGGGGUCCGUGCCUCGCUCUGGGGAAAGCCUAGCUUUCAUCACGGUGCUGGAUGAGAAUGACAAUGACCCCCACUUCAGUCAGCCCAUGUACAGUUCGCCCAUCCCAGAAGACAUACAGAGAGGUCACACCGUUCUGCAGGUCAUGGCCACAGAUGCUGACAAAGGUCACAACGGUGAUCUCACUUACUCCCUCGGGAACGACACUGAAGGACUGUUUAGUGUGAAUGCCUCUUCAGGGGAGAUAACCACCACUGGGUUGUUUGACAGAGAAAAGAAGAGCAGUUACUCGUUUGAUAUCGUGGCCAUGGAUGGAGGUAUUUCAGGCCCUCGGAACAGCACUGCUAGAGUUGACAUCAUCAUUAGUGACAUCAAUGAUAACGCCCCUGUGUUUGCGGAAGUGCCGUACCGACGGUCAGUGGGUCCAUCCACAGGGAGAGGGGUUGAGAUACUGACCGUAUCGGCCACGGACCCCGACGAGGGGGACAAUGGAGAUGUUGAAUAUCGCAUGGACCUGGCAUCUGGGAGUGAGCAGUACUUUGAAAUGAACGGAGCAGCCAUCAUAACCAAGAGGGACCUUGGUGGAGCCGUUGGCUACCACAAUAUACAGAUUGUCGUGAUGGACAAGGGCAACCCAGUCCUCAGCUCCACCGGAGUUGUUGAGAUCACAGUGGGAAGCCCCAGCAGCCCAUCCUUGUCUUUCACUCAGGAAGUGUAUCAUCAAACCAUUCGAGAAGAUCGGCCCAAUGGGACAGGGGUGAUUCAGGUGGGAGCUAUGUACGACUCCCACAUCGUCACUUACAGGUUCGCUGGCGGCAACAACGGCAACCCAUUCAGCAUCAACACCAACAAUGGAAUGAUCUCGGUACACAACACUGAUCUGAUCGACUACGAGAUGAGUCCAAGAGUGCGCCUGAUUGUCCAGGCUGCAGCAGGAGGAGUUGUUGCCUAUGCCACUGUCUGGGUCAACUUGACUGAUGUCAAUGAUAAUGUUCCCAAAUUUACACAGAACAAAUACAUCACUUCAGUCUGGGAGAACAACGCCCCAGAGACCUUCGUCACCAUGGUACAGGCCAAUGAUGAGGAUACAGGGAGGAAUGGUCAGGUUCUGUACAGCAUCAUCAACGGCAACAAAGACGACGCCUUCGUAAUUCAACCUCCCUACACUGGCAUCAUCAUUACAUCGAAAGAUUCCUCAUCACUGGACAGGGAGAUCCAGGACACGUAUCAGCUGACGAUCGAAGCUGUGGACCAAGGAAACCCCAGCUUGUCAUCAACCUGCAUCCUCUCCAUCAACGUCAACGACGAGAAUGACAACGCGCCUUUCUUCCGUACCUUUCAGUCCGUGCACAUCAGUGAAAUUCGUAAAGUGGGAUCCCAGGUUACUACGGUAACUGCUACUGAUGUGGACUUCCAGCCCAAGCUUGUCUACUCCUUCCAACCCAACAGUAACGGUGACGGCAGCUUCAGCAUCGACAGGUUCAGUGGCAGCAUCUCCCUGGCCAAGGCUGUUGACCAUGAAGUCAGGAACCACUAUGUACUGGGAAUUAUGGUGUCUGAUGGGAAACACAAUGCGUUCACGCAGAUUGACAUCUACAUUGACGAUGAGAAUGAUAACGCUCCAGAAUUCAGUCAGCAGAAUUACCAGGUGGCACUAGAGGAGGCCACACCCCCAGGCAGAUCUGUGAUCACCGUCAAUGCCACCGACGCCGACUCGGGGAUCAACAAGGUCAUCAACUACAGUCUCCGCUCCAACUUUAACAACAGCUUCUACAUCAACUCAAACACAGGUACAAUCUACACCAACAAGUCGCUGACCUACGAGGCCUUUUCCUCCAUCAUUGAGCUUGUGGUUAUUGCACAAGAUGGCGGCUCCCCGACUCUGUCCGACAUGGUGGCAGUCCACAUCCAGAUCACUGACAUCAACAAAUACAGUCCACAGUUUGAACAGACCAGCUAUGAAGUCAACAUCAGUGAAUUCAGUGUCAGAGGCGAGUCCAUUCUUUAUGUGAGUGCCAUCGACAGAGACAUCACUCACAUACAUCGUGAUGACAACGUUAACUACAAACUUAUCGGUGAGGGAGCCAAUACUUUCCAAAUUCGAAGAAAGACCGGCCAGAUCUUCCUCAUGAGCCAGGCCAAUCGAGAAAAUGUCUCCCAGUAUAAUCUCACAGCUGUUGCCACGGACCGCGGCCAUCCCCCGAAGAGUUCAUCCGUGCCUGUGAAGAUCAUUGUUGAGGAUGAGAAUGAUAAUCCACCUCGUUUCCAUGAGCCGGACAACAUAUACCAUGUUCUUCUCCCCGAAAAUACCCCACCUGAGAAGGUGUUUGAACAUGUAGUUGCUGACGAUGCUGACGAAGGUCUUCAUGCUGAGAUACAGUACACUAUUACAUCUGGAAACAACGAAGGCAUUUUCCAUAUUCAUGGAACUAACGGCAGCUUGUUUAUCAUGCCCGGGGCUCACCUGGAUUACGAGAGCCAUAAAUCCCACCGACUUAUUGUCAGAGCAGUGGAUUGUACGAGGUGUCUGCCAGACCAGCCGCGGUUGUCAGCAUUUGUUACAAUUCAGAUUAAUGUGUCGGAUGUGAAUGAGUUUCAGCCUGAAUUUCCCAUUUCACCUUACAACGAAUGUGUGAAGGAAAAUCAGCCCCCGAACACCACAGUGUUCCAAGCUCAAGCCAAUGAUGGGGAUGGUGGGAUGUAUGGCAUCCUCACUUACAGCAUCCUCCAAAACAGUUCCGAUGCUGGCCACUUCUCCAUCAAUAGCAAGACGGGACACAUCCUAACCAGAUCCGAGUUUAACUACGAGGCCCGGAAUUCCUACUCUUUCCACAUCAAGGUACAAGACCCUCAGUACACAAGUGUUGUUGAUGUAACAGUGAAGGUUUUGGAUGUCGAUGAGUAUGUGCCCAAGUUCUUUAAAGAGCGUUACAAUUUUAAUGUAUCGGGUAGUGCUAGACGUGGUGACUAUGUCGGACAGGUCAGUGCCACUGACCAGGAUGGAGGGAACGCGGGGAAAGUGGUGUACAUGAUUGAAUACUCUGAUGACUAUUUCGAGAUCAACCCAACAACUGGGAACAUUACUGUGAAACGGUCAUUCCAUGAAGAUGCACCUUCACAAAGACGGAAGCGUGCAUUGACAGGUGAUUCCACGCCUCUGAUUAUCAGGGCGUGGUCAGGGAGGGAGGAUUCGCUGGAAUCCACGUCCAGAGUGGAGGUUGCUAUUGAUCGUGAUUGUGAAGGAUGUGUGUAUGUUCCCCAGCCUCUUGUUGAUGGAAUGAGUAAAGUUGCCAUUGCUAUGAUCAUUGUGGUGAGUGUGUUGGUCCUGCUGGCCACCAUUAUUGUUAUAAUAUGUCUUGUGAGCAGUAGACGAAGGCGCAACAAGCGGCCUCCCCAUGACCCCAACGAAAAUGUUGACAGUGCUGCAUUUAGUUUUACGCCUCCUCCUGCCAUGCGACCUCAUAUCAAUGGUGGACCUCCGCCUUAUAAAGAACAUCUGCACUUUGGACCGGAUGCAUCUAAUGUGACAAGCUCCGAUAUAUCCGACCAAUCACAUUCUGCCUCCAGUGGCCGGGGCUCGGCGGAAGAGGAGGAAGAUGAAGAAAUAAGGAUGAUCAAUUCCAACACACAGCUUCAGAGCUCACAGACAUUCAUGCGGCGCAAACAGAUGCCGGAUUCAGGGAUUCAACAGGAUGAAGAUACCCUCUCUGAGCCAUCAGUACAAAACCACCAAGAAUAUUUAGCCAAAUUAGGUAUAGACUCUACAAAGAUUGGAAAACCUAAACCCAAAGCCCAUCAAAUUGCUCAUUCCGUGGAAAGCAUGCAUCAGUUUUCCGAUGAAGGUGGUGGCGAGGGGAAUGUAGACAUGGGUCACAGUGACUAUGAUAAGAUGACUGACAUGGAGACCGACGAAGAGGUUGCCAUGAUUGAUAGAAACAAAGACUUGGGCUUCCAUGAGCCAGAAACUCAACACGCUGGCUCUCUUUCUAGUGUUAUUAAUAGUGAAGAAGAAUAUAGUGGGUCUUAUAACUGGGACUAUCUCCUCAAUUGGGGGCCACAGUACCAACCCCUUGCUCAUGUGUUUGCUGAAAUUGCCAAAUUAAAAGAUGAUAAUGUUCAGCCAAGGAAACCUCCAGUGCGGACAGUUCCUCAAAGACAUUUAAACACACAGCUGACCCCUAAGGUCAAGAUGGUGCCACCACCCAUGAUUACUAAUGCACCACCAAAAGCCUUUGCCCCUCGCCCUAGUCACACAUCUUCCGGUAGUUCAUCCCGUGGCAUCCCUUCAGCCAGAGCUAGCACCAUGAACACUUCAAUGCCAAGCCUACCCCGCUCGCCAAUAAGCUACGACUCAAGUGUCACAUCACCAGCCCUCACCCCCUCUUUUACCCCCUCCCUGUCUCCCCUGGCAACGGGCUCCCCCUCUCCAGUUGUUAGUGCUCACGGGUCUGCGCAUAGUUCCGGACAUAAUACUCCAGGAAAAGGUGUCUCAAAACAAAAUAUCCGGCUCGCAAUGAGCGCUUCUUCAGAGUCGGAACAAGAGUUCCGGAUAUGAACCGUGACAUUGAACUAUAUGAAUGUAUUGAUUUUAUGAAACCGUAUGGAUAUUUUAUGAAUGAUUGUGAUAAGAGACCUUUCCAAUUGACAUGGUUGCAAGCAUCUAGUUGUCCGUGUUGUUAUGACGUGCUAUCAGCAUUAUGGACAAACAGUGAAAUAAUUAUGCAAAUGUGGACCAUUGUUUCUGAUGUUGCCAUAGUAACAAGGAUGCAUGUACAACCAUUCAGCAGUGCGAUGUGCCUGCUUGCUGACGUAUUGGUAAAGUGUCUAUUUUUGUAGAUCAUCUGUGUAUAUAAGUCAUUGAAUAUUUUAGUAUGGUUAGCCUGACAUCAUUAGAAGCAAGUGUACAUUAACAAUGAGAUUAUUUAAAGUGUCAUGCUUGCUGCAUAUUUAACAAAUCCAUGUCUUGUAGAUAUAUAAAGGAAUCGUAACAGUGUACAGAGUGUGAAUGGUACAAGCAUGAAUGUAGUUACCAGAUAGAACCAUUCAAACAAGGUUUUUUAAGUAAAUUAUGCCAAACUGCUGCAUCUGCAUUUUACAUUGACAUGAACACACCAAAGAUACCUGACUAUGAAAUAGACAUCUGUCAAAUUUUAUCUUGUUUGUUUAUUUUAGAAUUGUUGACACUGGCAUAUAGGUGUUUGUUCGUCUUCUGAUCACUCACAUUCCAGACAUGCCAGGAGGCGUUAUUUUAAACUCUUCCCCUCCCUGAAUAAAAUCCUUUCUUCCUUCCUUUACAGGAAAAGUUGUCUAUUUCAUUAUCAGCAUCGCCAUUAAUUCCAGAAUCCAGGAUCAGUUAGGGCCAGAGAAGUACUAUGCAAACAGUCUUACCAGUGCUGUCAAUUUUACAAUUCAUUUCUCAUCAACUGUUAAGGAUUCAUAAAUCAUCAAGUAAAUCAAGUUAAAGUAAUCUGUGAUGCUUUUGUAUUAAGUAAACCUAUCUUGGUAAUCAUUCAGUUCAUACAAGUAUAGUUAACAGUUGUGUCCAAUUAUAUUAAGUCAAAUACACGGUUAUCACACCUGAAUAAGGGUCCCCUCAUUUUCCCUGUUUGUUUGUCACUCACUGUCUUUGACAGUCGCUCGUUGUCCUUCAUAGUCAAAGUGAAUUUGUCAAGUUUUUGGUUGUUUGAAUCAUACUUUUAGGUCCAAGGCAAUCUUAGGAAGCUGGGCUCAAAGAGAAAUUCUAAUCUAGAAAAUAUAUACUCAUAUUACCUCAUGUUCAAUUUGAAAAAAAACACAUUCUUGUGCAAUUUUUAUGGUUUCUUACAUAAGAAUGAAAUUUUAGUAACACAUAUUAUAUUUUUUCAUUUUGUGUUUCUAUGCAAUCGGUGCCAUGACACUGAAACCUGUAGCCAUUGUGUAGGACAGACUCCAAGGUGGACACAACAGUCAUCAACUAUACUUGAUAUGGAUUUAACUUCAAUGAAUUUUAGAAAACAAUAAUCAAGACUUGAUGAUAAUUAAUUAGAAGAUGGAGUAUUAUUGAUGAUUAUAGAUUCCAUAACUUACAUCCAUCAUUGAAGCUGAUCAUUGUGCAUGAGUGUGUGAAGUAGGAUAUAUGAAAGCCCAUCUUAUUGCCUGUAAUCAGCUAAAUACAUAUCUUCAUCUGUAUUCAUUUUGUACAGUGUAAAUGCAAUGUUUACUUAUUUGUGAGUUUGCAUAUUUAUUUUUAUGUGCGAGCUAAACUGAGAUAUUAAUGUUUUGUUAAGCUUGUAAAUAAUAUACAGUUUUUUUUGUAUGUGUCACUUUGUGACGUCCGCAAUCAAAAUAUGAAGUUAGAGGCAAAAACUAGUAAAGGAUACUUUGCAAUAAAAUGUCAAGAAUGA
This is a messenger RNA of Haliotis rufescens (red abalone), 12597 nucleotides long. Its product is annotated as protein dachsous-like. Gene Ontology annotation, biological process: homophilic cell-cell adhesion. The coding region runs from base 786 to 10769 and encodes 3327 amino acids. Gene Ontology annotation, cellular component: cell-cell junction; plasma membrane. Lineage: Eukaryota; Metazoa; Mollusca; Gastropoda; Lepetellida; Haliotidae. The transcript is spliced from 19 exons. Gene Ontology annotation, molecular function: calcium ion binding. The record is from RefSeq and is a predicted model, not a curated record.